This is a messenger RNA of Trifolium pratense (red clover), 2567 nucleotides long. RefSeq lists its product as uncharacterized. Gene Ontology annotation, cellular component: cytoplasm. Gene Ontology annotation, molecular function: protein kinase binding. NCBI's taxonomy places the organism in Eukaryota, Viridiplantae, Streptophyta, Magnoliopsida, Fabales, Fabaceae. The transcript is spliced from 5 exons. The record is from RefSeq and is a predicted model, not a curated record. The coding region runs from base 480 to 2330 and encodes 616 amino acids.
ACUUCCAUUCAAUUCAAAUAAAUUCUCUAUUCUCUUCCAAACAAUCACCACCUCUCUCUGUGUCUCUCUCUUUCUACCACAUUCUUUAUAACCUCUCCAAUUUCACUCUUCUUUCUCACAUUUCCUUUCACCUUUUUUCAACUCCCAUCAAUGUUUGCAUAAUUCACCAUUUCAUUUGAGGUGAAAAAAUGUUGAUGGAGAUUUAAGAAGGCCGAGAGUUAUUGCAUACACAAGUCUGGCAAAUUUUCUAGAGAUAGCUGCAUCAACCGGAACAGGCUUUGGUCUUUUGUUUUCCGGUUUUCGGUUUUGUUCACACAGGUUUUGUUCUCCUUUUCUGCUCUUUCCUACUGAUUAUGGCUAACAAUUCAUUCAAUGUGAUCGCUUUUGAGAUGCAAGCGGCAAUUUGAUUGAUAGAAACUGCGAAGGAAUUGCUAAGAAGAUUGAAUUAAAAGCAUUUAGAGUAGGUUUCAUAGUUUUGGAUGGCAAUACUUAAGUGCUUCUGUGAGUUGAAUGUAAGGAAGGUGAAUAAAAAGGUGGGGAGAGAAAAAUCUUCAAAAGAGAGUUUUGAUACAUUACUUGCCAAACUACAACACUCAGUAUCAUCAGAGACGCGUGAUUCAGAACCAAACACUUUUGAUCUUACUGUAAACCAUGGUUUUCAGAACAGCUCGAGGUCCAAUGUGAGGGUUAUGAGUCUUGAAAACUCGGUGAAAGGUGAAGUGAGAGAAGCUUAUGAAGGGGGAGAUGCGAGUGAAAAUUCCCUGUCAAGCAAGAGGGAACUAUCAGAUUUUGAUCUUCAAUUUGAUGAACCUGUUGCAAGCAAAGAAGGGUAUGAUCCAACUGGAAAAACCCAAGUCACCGAUGAAUUUGAAGAUCAAAGCGAUAGGUACAGUCAAAAGAGCACUGAUACAAAACAUAGUGGACAUAUGAGUGACCCUGGUAUUUGGAGGACCGAUUACUUGGGUUCUCCAAAGCUCAAGCGGUCGUGCUCUAACCUUGAAAAUAGAGAUGUUCGUAGGCAGAUAACUCAAUACUUGUUGUCUCCUUCAAAUUCGCAGUCUUUUGAACACUUUCUUGAUUUAUCAACAAACCCGAUGGUUAAUCUUAAGAGGUCUAGGUCUAUGACAAGUCAUUGCAAUGCUGAUAGAGUGAUGUUGAAAAGGCAUUCUUCAAGCGAAGUACUUCCUUCCGGAAGUAAAAAAUUGUGGUGCAAGUUGUUCCUAUGGAGCCACAGGAGUAUACAGAGAACAUCUAGAAAAUCACUGAGACACAUGCAAUCAUCUGUGUCAAUUACUACUCAUUCCCGUAACAAUAUCAUUGAUGUUGAUGAUCAAACACGGAGCAGAUUUCAAAAGCAAUGGUUUUCUUUCUCGACAGAGUCAUCUUCUUAUGCCAGGGUGGAUGCAUGGGUCAAAGAUCUUGAAAUUCAGGAACCAGUUCUUGAGGAUGAUCUUCUUGACGACAAUGCCGAAAGUAUUUCCUUCCCAUCUUCUCCUGAAGCUGGUAGACCAAUGAUAAGAAACAUAUCUCAGAUGACUCAUUCAAAUUCCAAUCUUUCAAAGGAUAUUUUGAAAGCCAAUUGUAUGGUCCAAUCUCUGAAUCCAGCUUCAUCAAUUGCUCACAUAUCUGGCGUUGGUAUAAAAGCCAUCCCGAUAAUUUCACACUUUUCCAACCUCCGUUCUGUCAACCUGUCAAACAAUUUCAUAGUUUGCAUCUCACCGGGGUGUCUACCAAAGAGUGUUCAAACACUUAAUUUGUCAAGAAACAAGAUAAGCACCGUUGACGGCCUCAAAGAAUUGACUCGGUUGCGGAUACUUGACCUAAGUUAUAACUGCAUCACAAGAAUUGGACAAGGUUUGUCAAGUUGUACACUUAUCAGAGAGCUAUAUCUUGCUGGGAACAAGAUAAGUGAUGUUGAGGGGCUACAUAGGUUGUUUAAGCUGACAGUUUUGGAUUUGAGCUUCAACAAAAUCACGACAACAAAAGUAUUAGGCCAGCUGGUGGCUAAUUACAACUCACUCCUAGUCCUUAAUCUACUCGGAAAUGCUAUUCAGAGAAACAUCGGUGAUGAACAACUAAACAAAACAGUAUCUGGUCUCCUGCCAAAGUUGGUGUACCUGAACCAAAAACCCCUCAAGGGUCAAAGGACGGUGCGGGAGAUAUUAACUGAUCGUGUUGCUAAAGCGGCUCUUGGGAACAACAAGAAGCAGAACUUCGUAAGAAGAUCAAUGAAUAGAGUAGCAAAAGGACAUGGAGGAUCAAGUUCCGGCAGAGGGCAUAGAAGCAGUGCAAGUGUUGCACCGAAAAGCAGGAACCAUACAAAGAGGUGAAAUUCGGGAACAACUCAUUAGAAAGUUGUUUAUUUUGGUCUUUGAAAAUAUUUCAUUUGUAUAUAAAUAAGAGGAAACUUUAUGCAUUGAAUAAUGUCUCUUGGUUUGUUAAGGCCAAAGAGUUGAAGUGGUGAGUGAGUUCUUCAUUUUCACCAACUUUUGUAUGUGGAACUUGAUAUGAUCUCAUUUGGAUUUCAUGAAUUCUAUGAAUAUUAUGUGAAUAAUGUUUUCAAACAA